CAGAGAGGAGGAGGAGGAGGAGGAUGCUGGGUCUUCGCAACAUUUCACCCACUUUGAUGAAGACUCUCCACAGUGUUACCAGGACUGGAUGCCCAGAAGCACAGAAGUCACCUCAGCCCCAUCCCUCCCUACCUUGAAGCCCCCAGACAACCCACUGUCCCAUGUUUAUCUGCAGCCCAUCCACUUACCCAGUCCAAGGCUGAAUCCCGCUCUCAGUCCAAUCACAAAGCCUUGUGGUGAAUUUCCAAACCCCACAACUGUGGUACGCUCCCCCACCAAGCUGGCCCCCUCAAGCACCAUGGUCCCUCCAAAACUGAUUCCAGGGGAGUCUGAGGAGGACUUCCUGAGGAGGAAGAGAGAGUACUGGAGAAUAAAAAAGAAGGAGCAGAGAGCAAGAAAGGCCAUUCAGGACAAGGGAGUCAACCCCAUGACUGUCUCCAAUAACUGGAGGCCCGUCCUCCCUGUCCAGGAUCUAGAGACUCAGGAGACUGCUGCCCAGGCUUCUGGUCUGUGUAUGAACCCCUCUGAGGACUCUGAACUUCUCAUGAGCAUGCCCAUGGACCCCACCUCGGGACCUUUUCCACAGUCAGGGUAUUCAGCACCUAUGGAAGGUGAGGCGGAGCUCCUGUUGACAGACUUCCUGGGUACCAACGAUGAGGAGGGUCCUGUGUCCGAGGCCGCGUGGAGGAGCCGCUUCCUCAUGGACUACAACCCCCUCAACCAGCUGCUGGUGUGCAUGGUGUGUGGGGAGCUGCAGUACUCCCACAGCAUGGACGGGGUCAGGGCCCACAUCGACGAGGUGCACCCACACACCCUGACGCUGGAGCCCAGGGAGAGGCAGCGCAUCCUGGAGGCCUGGGAUGAGCAGGUGUCCAAGAGGGAGCGCUUCUUCAUCAGCCAGCUGCAGCAGCAGGGUGGGGUCCUGGCAGAAACUUACAUGAACUGAUCAGCAAAAGGCAAACCAGGAUGAACCAAGUCCAGGAUGGAAACCAUCACUUUAAAUGUCGUAUUUAAUGCACUGAGUUGAUUUCUUUGUUUUUCCUGAAUUAAAGAAAGUUACAGUAAAAAAGGCUCAAAUUAAA
This is a messenger RNA of Austrofundulus limnaeus, 1082 nucleotides long. Its product is annotated as terminal uridylyltransferase 4. Gene Ontology annotation, biological process: RNA 3'-end processing. NCBI's taxonomy places the organism in Eukaryota, Metazoa, Chordata, Actinopteri, Cyprinodontiformes, Rivulidae. The record is from RefSeq and is a predicted model, not a curated record. Gene Ontology annotation, molecular function: nucleic acid binding; nucleotidyltransferase activity; zinc ion binding. Gene Ontology annotation, cellular component: nucleus.